UUCCUAUACUUGUGUUAUAGGGUUGGAACAAGUUCAUGGAGCUGUCUUCCCCCAUCACAACAGGUGGUAUUCCAAAUCUUGAUAUUAAUGUCAUUUUGUGUGAUUGGCAGUUCAAUAAAAUCCUCCAUUCUAUGCCCACCCACACACAAGAACUCAAAAAGACUUGUCAUGGAUUCUGAACGAUAUAUGUGCACAACAUAGGCCAAGCGGAAUCCAAUUCCCACCUUGGUGGUUUCUUGUGCUCUCGGGCAAGAGAAGUCGAUGCAGAUGCUGUUCCCGUGGAUGAAGCAAUCUAUUCCUUGACUCGCCUUCCCAAUCUUACCUCGAAAUCUAUUCCUUGACUCGCCUUCCCAAUCUCUUCGGCGGCAAGAAUAGAAUCCACAAAAGUUCUUGAUAAGGACACACAUCACACCAUGUCCGGCAGCCAGCCAUGCCGCGAAUCAAGUUCGAUUCUGCUUCCGACGAGCAGCCAAAGCCCGCCACCGGACGCCACUUCCACCGCCGGAGGCCCCUCCAUGAUCGCCUGGGUGGAGGAAAAGUUGCUGACGUCUUGCUGUGGAGGAACAAGCACUUAUCGGCAGGAAUCGUCGCCGGCGCCACCUUCGUAUGGUUCCUCUUCGAGGUGCUGGAGUACCAUUUCCUCCCGCUGAUGUGCCACAUCUCCAUCGUGGCCAUGCUUGUGCUCUUCAUCUGGUCUAAUCUUGAAGCUCUUGUGCAUCGAGAUGCUCGGAGGAUGCCCGAACUCGUUCUAUCAGAGGAAGCCAUCAGAGGACUCGCUUUCUUCUUGCACGCCAAACUGAGUCGACUCGCUUCCAUCCUCCUUGGCAUUGCAGAUGGCAAAGAUCUCAAGCUAUUUCUCUCGGCGAUUGCUUCACUUUGGGUUGUAUCUGUAAUUGGAAGCUACUGCAGCUCUUUGACACUGGCUUAUCUUGGUCUUCUGUGCGUUCUUGCGCUGCCGGCUUUGUAUGAGCGGUACGAGGAUGAAGUCGAUCAUCUAGCAAUGAGAGGGAGUGAAGAUCUGAAGAGAUUCUACCACAAGUUAGACUCCAGGAUUCUUGGCAAGAUCCCAAGAGGCCCUGUCAAGGCAAAGAAGUCCAAAUGAUCUUGCCAUUUGCUUCAGGAUAUGAAGUCAUGAACUCAUUGAAGAUUCCAUGUACUGAUGGAAUUCCUUAGCCAUGUUCAAAAGGAAUAAAUGAUUAAUACUGGCCAAUAUUAGUAGUUUCAUGUAUCGGUCAUGCCGGUGUAUUGACACUCGGUAACACCGGUAUAUGCUAAGCUUUGAAAAAAAAAAGAAAAAGAAAUUGCUUUGCACAGAGCCGAUACUGUUUUGUAGCCAGUGGUAUCGAAUCAACUCUAUAUCGGACUCAUGGAUGGUACCCCUCCGGUAUAGGUACCGCGGUCCGUAUCAAUCCCAAAAAAAUUGGGACAUUAAGAUGUUUGCAUUUGUAGUUUGAUGUCUAUACAAUGAGGGAAAAGAUCUUUUUGACUAGAAAAGAAACACAUUUUGGUGAAACCAUAGAAACUGAGAGAAUUUC
Musa acuminata AAA Group (dessert banana) is the source of this 1535-nucleotide messenger RNA. RefSeq names its product reticulon-like protein B2. Bases 431 to 1102 code for a protein of 223 amino acids. NCBI's taxonomy places the organism in Eukaryota, Viridiplantae, Streptophyta, Magnoliopsida, Zingiberales, Musaceae. The record is from RefSeq and is a predicted model, not a curated record. The transcript is spliced from 5 exons.